Lutra lutra (Eurasian river otter) is the source of this 3526-nucleotide messenger RNA. It is a transcript of the gene ARHGAP17, whose product is annotated as Rho GTPase activating protein 17. Gene Ontology annotation, cellular component: intracellular anatomical structure; cytoplasm; cytosol. Gene Ontology annotation, molecular function: protein binding; GTPase activator activity. The transcript is spliced from 21 exons. NCBI's taxonomy places the organism in Eukaryota, Metazoa, Chordata, Mammalia, Carnivora, Mustelidae. The record is from RefSeq and is a predicted model, not a curated record. Bases 111 to 2759 code for a protein of 882 amino acids. Gene Ontology annotation, biological process: signal transduction; regulation of Rac protein signal transduction; positive regulation of GTPase activity.
CGCGGGCCUGAGAGCGGCCGCCGCUGCUUCCUGGGCCGGGAAACGAUGUAGCCGCGCCAGGCCGUCCCCCCAGCUGUCCGGCCCUAGCCCCGCCGGCCGCCGCCGCCACCAUGAAGAAGCAAUUCAACCGCAUGAAGCAGCUGGCCAACCAGACCGUGGGCAGAGCCGAGAAAACAGAAGUCCUCAGUGAAGAUCUGUUACAGAUCGAGCGGCGCCUGGACACGGUUCGGUCAAUGUGUCACCAUUCGCACAAGCGUCUGAUGGCAUGUUUCCAGGGCCAGCACGGCACCGAUGCUGAGAGGAGAUACAAAAAACUCCCGCUGACUGCUCUCGCUCAGAACAUGCAAGAAGCAUCAACUCAACUGGAAGAGUCUCUGCUGGGGAAGAUGCUGGAGACAUGUGGUGAUGCCGAGAAUCAGCUGGCUCUAGAGCUUACACAGCAUGAAGUCUUUGUUGAGAAAGAGAUUGUGGAGCCUCUGUGCAGCAUAGCAGAGGUGGAGAUUCCCAACAUCCAAAAACAGAGGAAACAGCUCGCUAAAUUGGUGUUAGACUGGGAUUCGGUCAGAGCCAGGUGGAACCAGGCUCACAAAUCUUCAGGAACCAACUUCCAGGGGCUUCCGUCAAAAAUAGAUACCCUAAAGGAAGAGAUGGAUGAAGCUGGAAAUAAAGUAGAACUGUGCAAGGAUCAACUUGCCGCAGAUAUGUACAACUUUAUGGCCAAAGAAGGGGAGUAUGGCAAAUUCUUUGUUACGUUAUUAGAAGCCCAAGCAGAUUACCAUAGAAAAGCAUUAGCAGUCUUAGAAAAGGCCCUUCCCGAAAUGCGAGCCCAUCAAGAUAAGUGGGCGGAAAAGCCAGCCUUUGGGACGCCCUUGGAGGAACACCUGAAGCGGAGCGGCCGUGAGAUUGCCCUGCCCAUCGAAGCCUGCGUCAUGUUGCUCCUGGAGACGGGCAUGAAGGAGGAGGGCCUUUUCCGAAUUGGGGCUGGGGCCUCCAAGUUAAAGAAACUGAAAGCUGCUUUAGACUGUUCUACUUCUCACCUGGAUGAGUUCUACUCUGACCCCCAUGCUGUUGCAGGUGCUUUAAAGUCCUAUUUACGGGAACUGCCUGAACCUCUGAUGACUUUUAAUCUGUAUGAAGAAUGGACACAAGUUGCAAGUGUGCAGGAUCAAGACAAAAAGCUUCAGGAUUUGUGGAGAACAUGUCAAAAGUUGCCACCACAAAAUUUUGUUAACUUUAGGUAUUUAAUCAAGUUCCUUGCAAAGCUUGCUCAGACCAGCGACGUCAAUAAAAUGACUCCCAGCAACAUUGCAAUUGUGUUAGGCCCUAACUUAUUAUGGGCCAAAACUGAAGGAACUCUGGCUGAAAUGGCAGCGGCCACCUCUGUCCACGUGGUUGCAGUCAUCGAGCCCAUUAUCCAGCAUGCUGACUGGUUCUUCCCUGAAGAGGUGGAAUUUAACGUAUCGGAAGCAUUUGUGCCUCUCGUCACCCCAAAUUCCAAUCACUCAUCUCACACUGGAAAUGACUCUGACUCAGGGACCCUCGAGAGAAAGCGACCUGCCAGCAUGGCGGUCAUGGAAGGGGACUUGGUGAAGAAGGAGAGCUUUGGUGUGAAGCUUAUGGACUUCCAGGCCCACCGGCGGGGUGGCACUCUAACUAGAAAGCACAUAGCCCCAGCUUUCCAGCCACCACUCCCGCCCACAGAUGGCAGCACCUUGGCUCCUGCAGGCCCAGAGCCCCCUCCCCAGAGCUCUAGGGCUGAAAGCAGCGCAGGGGGUGGGACGGUCCCCUCCACUGCGGGCACACUGGAGCAGGGGCCAAGCUCGGGCGACAGUCCACCAAAACCCAAGGACCCCGCACCUGCUCCUGCCCCGGCGAGAAACAGCAGUCAGAUGGCCACUGGCCAGAACCAGGUCCAGACCACGGCUGGCUCCCAUCAGCUCUCUGUCGGCCCAGGGCACAAUUCCGCAGGCCCUAGCCCGCACACUCUGCGCCGAGCUGUUAAAAAACCUGCUCCUGCACCCCCGAAGCCAGGAAACCCACCUCCUGGCCAUCCUGGGGGCCAGAGUUCUCCAGGAACAUCUCAGCACCUACCCAGCCUGUCACCAAAGCCAACCACGCGAAGCCCUUCUCCUCCCGCCCAGCAUGUGGGCCAGGCCCCUGGCCAACCGUGUACCACCUCACAGCCUUCUGCGCCCCGGAGGUACUCGAGCAGCCUGUCCCCGAUACAAGCUCCCAAUCACCCACCACCGCAGCCCCCGACGCAGGCCACACUGCUGGGGCACAGCAAACCGAGUAGCCAAGGCCCGCCCGCUCCCGUGGCUUUGCCCAGUGAGCCUGGACUUGAGCAGCCGCUUCACACCCCUCCCCAGACUCCAACGCCCCCCAGUACUCCACCUUUAGGAAAACAGAACCCCAGCCUGCCAGCUUCUCAGACCCAGGCGGUGAGUAAUCCCGAGAUGGCACAGCCACACACCGGAACCUUACCAAGACCAAGACCAGUACCAAAGCCGAGGAAUCGACCCAGCAUGCCUCCACCCCCACAUCCUCCUGGUGCCCACUCAGCUGGGGAUGGCACCCUCACCAACGCUGCUCCCACUGCCUCCAAAAUAGUCACGGAUGCCCUCACAGACACCAGUUGUAGAGUUUCAGAGCCGCUUCGCAGCACCUUUCCUGACAUGCAUUCAGACUCAGCCAGCAAAGACCUGCCCGGACGCAUUCUGUUGGAUAUAGACAACGAUACAGAAAGCACCGCCCUGUGAAGAAAGCCCCGCCCCCUUCCCCGCCCCCUUCCACUGUGGAGCCCGGAACUGGGGAACUGGGCAGGUGCAUGGUUCUCUCCGCAGACCAAACAGUGAAGAGCUUUCAGUGAAGGGAAAAAGAAGGUCUGGCAUGCAGGCCUUUGCCUUCCCACAGCCUCAGGAGAAGGUGGAGGCUGACACUUUAAGCUGAAUGAUCUGUGUCUUGAAGAAGUUGGCUUUCUUUACACGGGAAAGAAAUCAUGCCAAAAAAUUUUUUUAAAAAAUUUUAAAAAGAAAGAAAAAAAAGAAAAAAGAAGUACCUAGAAUGGAAGGAGUAUUACUGCCGAGACGCGCAUAGGAAGCUUUGUCACUGCCGUUGAGGCAGGUGGCACAAAAGGCAAUUUGGAAUGAAGAAGAAGUAGUGCGUGAACAAUCUAUUUAAUAAAAUAUAUGCAUUAUGCAAAUCGCCUACUUCCUGCUACUUGGACUUUCAUUCUUAUAUAUUAGGAAGGAGGUUCUUCUCCUUCACCAUUGCUGCAGAAUCGUUUUGUAUGAAGUAUGGUCGUCCCUCCCCGAACCCCUCCAAACCGUGAGCAUUGACGGUGACUGCUGGAUCCGUCACCUCAGCAAGCUGGAUGUGACUUGUGCCUUGUUGGAUCGCCAGAAUGUAGAAGGAAAUGUACUGUUCUUUUUUUUUUUAUUUUAAACAGUGUAAUUGCUACUUGAUAAGGACCCGAACAUUAUUCUAGUUUCAUGUUUAAUUUGAAUUAAAUAUAUUCUGUGGUUUA